Molecule: messenger RNA, 1338 nt
Organism: Aureobasidium musti
Lineage: Eukaryota; Fungi; Ascomycota; Dothideomycetes; Dothideales; Saccotheciaceae
Source: the annotation of a GenBank genome assembly
AGAGGACAACUUCGCAACAUUCAACCAUCUCUGGCCAGAGAAGGCUCUCGUCCUGUCGAAAUUUCUGUCAACGAAUCCGCCCUGCCUACAAACGGCGACAUCAUGGACCAGACCAACGGUGCACCUCAAGACCACGAUGCAGCCGCCGAGACUGUCGCUGCCAUUGCCCAGGCACAAGCCAUGAGCGCCGAGAUCGCCAAGAACCUCAUUCUCAAUGGCAUUGGCUCCUUGACCAUUGUAGACAGCGAGCAAGUGACUGAAGAUGACCUGGGUGCUCAGUACUUCGUACGCGAGGAGGACAUCGGUCGCAACGUGCGUUUAUCAUGCCAAUCAAUGUCUACUCCUCAACUAACAUUCUCCCCUAGNCGAGCAGAAGCUGCCGCAGAGCGCCUUCAGGAGCUCAACCCCAGAGUCGCUGUCAGAACUGACAGCAGCAACAUCUUGACCAAGGAUCAAACUUACUAUGCGCCAUUCCAACUCGUCAUCGCAUGCGACCAAAAUCUGGAAACCAUGUCUACCAUCAACGCCGCAUGUCGUCUUGUAAACCGUCCAUUCUACGCUUCUGGUAUCCAUGGCUUCUACGGUUUCAUCUUUGCCGAUCUAAUCCUGCACGACUACAUUAUUGAACGCGAGACAUCGAACAUGCCUACCGUCAUCAAACAGGAAACUGCAACACGUAGCAUCGUCGGAGUCUCGACCAAGAAGCAAAACGGCAAAAACAUCGAAAUCGUCACAAAGCGUGAGAUCUACUCGCCGCUACUCCUGGCCAACACUUCACCUUUGCCCGACGACUUUAUCCGCAACCGUCGUAAGAUGAGAUCUGUCACACCUCUCCUGCCUUGUCUGCGCGCGCUCUGGGACUUUGAGCGCAACCAUCAUCACCUACCUGACCAGAACUCUAAGAGCGACCUGGCCGAAUUCACUCGCAUGGCCACCAACAAGCUUAAGGAGCUUCAGAUGCCUGCCGAGACUCUCACAGCCGAGUUCCUCCGUAGCUUCUUGCAUAACAUCGGCAGCGAGAUAGUUCCCACUGCUGCAUUCGUUGGUGGUAGACUGGCAGAGGACGUCAUCAACGUGCUCGGCAAGCGCGAGCAACCCAUCCAGAACUUUGUCAUGUUCGACGGUGAGAACUUUGACGGACCGAUCUACCCUCUGCAGACAUUCUUGCAGCCCAACGGCUUGGGUGUCCCUCAGGUGCAGCCUUCAGAGCUCGAGAUGCAGCAAAUGCAAAACGGACACAGCAACGGAGUACAGGUCCACAAUGCCAUCUCCUCAGCACCUGCUGAUGGUGACAACGCCGUCCAAGGAGAGGACGUUCAGCCUAUCAUGCUUGAGUAA